AUGUCUUCCACCUUCAGCACGCAGGUGUCAUCCUAUGGGACGCCCCUCUCGCCGUCCAACUUUCAGCACGACUAUCCUUCGCCAGAACUUCCAUAUGUAUCGUCUUCACCUGCUGAGAAACUCGCUGCCUGCCCGGCGGCAAGCGCUGCAGCAACAAGGAUCAUUGCUGCUGCUGGCCAGAUUACGAGCAUCGUACAGAAGCCAUUUCUAUUCAUGUCUGAUGCAAGCAUGGUGUACACCCUUCCCGCAUGCUUGCGUCUCAUCGAACAUUUACACGUCGUUGAGAUUCUACGCGAAGCAGAGGACGAACGCCAGCGAUUCCUUUCCGAGCUGCCUAACAAUUACCCACCCUUAGCUCACCCCUUACGCUUGCUUUCAACGCAUCACAUUCUGCGUGAAACAGCUCCAGACACCUUCGCACUGACACGUGUCGUUAGCCUGCUCGACAGCGGGAAGAACGUGGCAGACGUCUUUGCAAAGUACAAAAAAUAUGUAGACACGUCUGGCAUUGCCGCUUUCGUCGGCUUGUGCACCGAUGAGCUGUUCAAGUCAGCUGCGUACCUCACGGAGGCGUUUACAGGUGUCCAACUUCCUUUAGCUCCUCCUGGGAGUGCUGCUACGCCCCUUCCUGCAUUCAACCUCGCGUUCAAUACACCCGUGCCCUUUUUCGACGGUCGUGAACCGCGCAAGUCUUUCCGCCUUGAACGGUUUUCGCAGGCAAUGACUGGGACGAGUGGGUGGGAGGCGCCUGGGGCGAUCCUGACUGGCUUUGACUGGCUCUCCCUCCCACGAGGUUCGACGAUAGUAGACGUUGGAGGAGGUAUCGGAAGCACAACGAUGAUCCUUGCGCGGGCGUUUGGAGUUUCUUGUGAGGACCUGGACAUGCAGUUCCGCUUCAUUGUCCAAGACCGUCCUGUGGUCGUCGGACUUGGACUUGCCGCAUGGCGUGCACAGUGUCCAGAGAUGCUGGAGAGUGGACAGGUUGUGUUUCAUGAUCCCACCCCGUAUCCCGCAGUCUAUAUACUCCGUGUUGUCCUGCAUGACUGGCCUGACGCUCGUGCACGUCAUGUGCUGCUCAACUUGCGGCUUGCAAGCAGCCCAGAGACGAGGCUUAUCAUUGCGGACCACGUCCUUCCAUUAGCAUGUAAAUGGACGCUCGAUUCUGUUCUAGCGCACCUUGAGGGCGCACAUGGCACACUGGCGCCUGCACCUCUGCUUCCAAACUUGGGCAAAGCAAGUGCAACCCCUUUUUCGAUGGACAUCAUGAUGCAUAUCACUUUCAAUGGCAAGGAGCGCACGUUACGUGAGCUUUGUGCGCUCGCUCUGUCAUCUGGCUGGCGCAUCGCACGUGUGACAUACUCAAAAGGUUCCCAUUUCGGGCACCUUGUCUGCGAGCCUGUA
Molecule: messenger RNA, 1401 nt
Organism: Suillus paluster
Lineage: Eukaryota; Fungi; Basidiomycota; Agaricomycetes; Boletales; Suillaceae
Product: S-adenosyl-L-methionine-dependent methyltransferase
Exons: 12
Molecular function (GO): O-methyltransferase activity
Source: RefSeq, a predicted model, not a curated record